AAUGGGACUGCACAUAUUUUGGCCAGCAACAACGUGCCUGACUCUUGUUGUGGUUUGCGUUAUAAUAGUUGUACUGAAAUAUGGAUCGCGUAUUUGCAAAUUACGUCACACGGCAUUGCCAUCCGAUCAGGAAUGGGAGGGUAAAGCGUAUUCUCGAAAACUCUCUGUCUCUAUACCGUAAAAAUAAGUAGUAAUAUCACCACGUGUUUUCAAAGAUUCGUUUGCUUUAUAUCAAACUUUAAAUCAAAACUAUGCAUUCUAUAUGACCACGUUUGCUCUAUAUCAGAGCACGACAUUUUACAUUUUUUAACUUUGAUAAACAGAAUUUAAGUGAUUCGCUUGAAUGCAUAUCAGAAACGUGAUAUCAUUUCUCUCUAGUUUAACGGUAGUAUAGCGGCAUACCUUAAAAAAUGAAUGCUAUAUAUCUGUAUCUUUUAUACGAAAAUUUUUAUAUAUUGUAAGUAAUGCUAAUAAUUCCGUCCAAUUAUAUAAUCGUGACUUUUAUUAAAAUUUUAUAAUACGAUUUACGAAAGAAUUGUAU
Messenger RNA from Hylaeus anthracinus, 541 nucleotides. RefSeq lists its product as uncharacterized. The coding region runs from base 2 to 181 and encodes 59 amino acids. The record is from RefSeq and is a predicted model, not a curated record. The transcript has a single exon. NCBI's taxonomy places the organism in Eukaryota, Metazoa, Arthropoda, Insecta, Hymenoptera, Colletidae.